AUGACAACUCUAUUUUCGGGACAGCUGGGCUUUUCUCCCACGUCUCAGGAUUCAAAUCUGCUCAUCCUUCUAACUGACUCCUGGCUCAGACGGGCCAUGACUACAGGAAAACCAAUGUCAUCCUUGAUAGGAUGGAGACGAACUGCAAUACUUCUUACCGCCCUAAUCGCAACCUUGACGAGCCUUCUUAUUGUGGCACUACUCGUAUCGCUCUACGUAAUCAGCAAUGAUGGUGGGACACUCUCGGGAGAGACAGUUCUUUACCGCGGCAGCUGUGGUAAAACGUCACGAGCGAACCUGUGGAUGCAUCUUGCCAUCAACAUUAUUGCGACGGGCAUCCUCGGAUCAUCCAACUUCUUCAUGCAAACCCUGGUUGCGCCGACACGACGCGAGGUAGACCGGGCUCAUAGCUCCGGCGACUGGGUCGAAAUCGGGGUCCAGUCCAUCCGGAACUUCCGCUUCAUAUCUCGAUGUAGAAUUGCCUUUUGGCUUCUCUUCGCGCUCAGCUCCGUGCCGUUACACCUAAUAUUCAACGGCUGCGUAGUUGAUUCGAAGGCUACCAACGGGUUCAAGGUGGUCAUGGUCGCAGAGUCCUUCCUAGACGGUGAUCCAUUUACAGUCCCAGGCGUGAUGGACUUGUGGAACAGCGAAUAUUUUGGGCCUCACAAGACAAUGAACAAGACUAUCACCGAUAUCUAUCAGUCAGUCUCACAACCGGCCACUGGCAACUGGGAGCGGAUGGCAUUCCAGGAUUGUAUGCGCCGCUACAACGAUCUAUACGCCAUAAUGGCAGCUCACCGUCACGUCGUCAUGGUGGUGAGCAACGAUACCGAGACAUCGAGCACUGGAUGGACCCGUGACCAGGUCCUGAAAGACACCGCUAACUUUGACGAUUCUGACUCAGUCAACACGCUGUGGUGGCAACAGUCAUUCCAGCGCACUGGCAACGGAGUCAUGACAAGUAACACUCAAAACACUGAAAACGAAUACAUUUCGGAUCCUCGCGAAGAUAACGGAUUGUUUUUCUCUGCGGGCGCACUUGACCCAACCACUGGCAGGCUGACAAUGAGUGAAGGCGCAUAUCACUAUGAAUUCCAAAACAUGCAGGUCCAAUACUGCCUGUCGGAAAAGUUUCAAGCCCCCUGUCGACUAAGCAUCAACAACUCACUUCUUUUGGUCGUCUGUGUGAUGUGUGGCUUCAAAUGCUUUCUUUGUAUUCUCACUCUGACGAUUAGCAUCUGGGGGCAGGAGCAGCCUCUGAUAACACCAGGAGACGCCAUUGCCUCUUUCAUUGCGGUGCCUGGCAGUGAGACAAAGGGUCUGUGUACACUGAGUGCCCAGGACCUAGAGGAGAGCAAGCGGCAAUCAUCGAAUGGAUUGCGUAACAUUUAUGCGACCUCAGGGAGAUCGCGGCGAUGGCAGACGGCCUCACGCCGCAAAGCCGGCAACGCUAUUCCGAGAAAUAUAUGGACGCUAUCAUACCUUCUCAUUGGUAGCUCUCUCAUUCUCGGUGCGGCCAUGUUCGUACUGGCUAUUAGGGAACAGUCUAUAGGUGCCUCCCGGUUUGCACACCACCCAGCGAACGUGGCCGUCAUAGCCCCGGGACUGGAGACCAGGUCUUUCGCGGAACUAACCAUGAUCGCUAACACGCCCCAGCUCAUCCUGUCAAUAUGCUAUAUGGCUUACAACGGGCUCUUGACCCGUAUGCUGGCCGAGUUCGAAUGGUCUCGUUACAGCGUCGCCUUCCAGUCCUUGCGCGUUACGCAUCCCAGGGGUCAGCAACGCUCCACGUACCGGCUUCAGCUGCCCUAUCGCUGGUCAAUCCCGCUCCUUGCUGUCAGUGGCUUACUGCACUGGGUCUAUUCAAACUGUUUUUACGUCAGCAACUACGAAUACCGUGAUCCAGAAUGGCCAUAUGGGGUCUGGAAGAUCAACCGCGGACUCCAGUUUUCCACAGUCGCCAUUUUCAUUGGUCUUGCAACGUCAAUAUCGGUUGCUCUCAGCCCGGUGGUCGUGGCCAUGUUUCGCCUGCCGGGAAACAUGGUUCUAGGGGCUAGCAACUCAAAGGUUAUCUCUGCUGCUUGCCACUGCAUACCCAUCAUGUCUACAGAUGCAUCACCCAACUCAUCAGUGGCGCCUGUAGAAGAUACGGCCGCAGCUGGUCACGAUGCCGACAUAUUGGAGAAAAUGGCGACGAGGAAGUUGAAAUGGGGACAGGUCUCAUCUGAAAGGUCCGAAGGUGACAUCGGUCAUUUGGCGUUUGGCGUGGAGGAACAAGAGAUUACGGAGCCAAUUGAGGGAAAACCAUAUAGAGGAUAA
Messenger RNA from Fusarium keratoplasticum, 2319 nucleotides. RefSeq lists its product as uncharacterized. The transcript has 4 exons. The coding region runs from base 1 to 2319 and encodes 772 amino acids. The record is from RefSeq and is a predicted model, not a curated record. NCBI's taxonomy places the organism in Eukaryota, Fungi, Ascomycota, Sordariomycetes, Hypocreales, Nectriaceae.